Molecule: messenger RNA, 1494 nt
Organism: Acaulospora colombiana
Lineage: Eukaryota; Fungi; Glomeromycota; Glomeromycetes; Diversisporales; Acaulosporaceae
Source: the annotation of a GenBank genome assembly
AUGGCAGACACACCUCAGACUCCUCGUACGAAGACGUCAAAACCUUCUUUGGAUAUUGACGUCUUUUCGGAAAUUGGUUCACCCAUCUCUCCAUCUUCACCCUCCUUUAGCGCCUGCCCUUCACCAACCUUUUCCUUCUCAAUGAACAUGAAUAAAUCUCAGGCUGAACUGACUGCGUUACUGAAGGACGCUUAUAAUGCGUUAAAAGAAAAAGAAAGAGAUCUUACGUUGGCCGCUGAAAUUGGAAAAAGUCUACUUGAGAGUAACAUCUCCCUCAAAGCAAAAUGUGAAGCGCUGGCCACUCAACUUCAACAAUUGCAGCGCGAUCGCACUAGGAAUGCCACAUUUACUCUGCAAGCCGGAGCAGUUAAUAAAUCCAAUGUACCUCCGAUAGCGCCGCCAGAUUCAUUCUUAGAUGAAUUCGAUUUCGAGGAAAGCGACACCGAUUCAAUUUAUGGACGGAGCAGUUCCGUUGACAUUUCACAUUCAAUACACGAACCAUCAAAAAAAAGUAAGCAACAUGUAAAUUAUAAUGACCUCGAAAAUCUGAGGGAAUUGGAAAAUAGAAACCUGUUUCUCCAAUCACAACUCGAUGACGCAAUAAAGGAGUGCGCGGAGAAUGAAAAAUUGAAUAAGGCAAAACUCAGAAAACUUGAAUCCGAACUUCUUCAUUACCAGGAUGUCUAUUCCUCGGCCACAUUAAAGAUUGAAGAUCUCGAGAAGGAAAAAGAACGUUUAAUUCAAAAGCAGAAAUCCGAGUUCUGGAAUCUGAAGUAUAACAAGAGCGACAAUGAUGGUUAUGUCGAAUCAUUGUUGAUUAGGCUCUCGGAUUUGGAAGAACAGAACCAUAACAUUAAACGAACAAAGGAGGAAAUCGAGAGACGCCUUGCCCGCGUUACUAGAGAAUUGGAUGCUCUCCAGAAGCAGUACAAUGAGUUGGCAGAGGCGUCAAAAGAUAACGAGAUCUUACGCGUAGCUACUAUGGAACAAGAUCGUCUCAUCACCGAUCUACAUGAGACCAUAGAAGAACAAAAAAUAAUUAUAGCGGGCAUGCGAGCAGGGUACUCGCGAAAUCAAUCACGGUCGAAUUCUUUCUCAGAAAACAAUAUAAUGACAAAUGCCAUAAGACGACUGAGUAAUCCGGAUAAUUUCUCUUUGUUUGGUUCGGCUAAUUCCGAUCAUCAAUCAAAAUCAUUGCUUUCCGAAUUCGAGAGCGAGUGGUUCCGACAGUUGACCAUGUUCCAGAGAGACGGAAAGAAAUUGCGGGGCAACAUUGAUUCACCGCUAUUUUCACCGGCGUCAUCAGAAAGGGAUCCCAAUAGCUACUUUUCACAUCCAGAUGACGAUAUAUCGCAAAUAGAUUAUUUGUCUGAUGGCGAAUUCAGUUUCUUGGAUGAAUUCGAAGAUGAUGAAGAUACAAUUCGAAAACGCGAAUGGUUCUGGAGGAGAUGGAUUAGAAGAUGGGUUGAGGCUAUUUAUGCGUUCCUGAUGAUG